Molecule: messenger RNA, 1777 nt
Organism: Dinoponera quadriceps
Lineage: Eukaryota; Metazoa; Arthropoda; Insecta; Hymenoptera; Formicidae
Gene: ITP
Product: ion transport peptide-like
Exons: 4
Coding region: 478-1011 (177 amino acids)
Biological process (GO): circadian rhythm
Cellular component (GO): extracellular region
Molecular function (GO): neuropeptide hormone activity
Source: RefSeq, a predicted model, not a curated record
GCGGGCGCGGAUAACGCACGUUGAUAAGUCGCGCCGCCGCUGACCGCGCAACCACAUCAGAGAGAGAGAGAGAUCUCGCGAGAUCAUCCUUCGAUUUUCCACUGCGACCUUUCGGCAGAGACACGCACGACGCACACGUCGUAUGUACGGAGCGCUCGAGAUCGCGUUGUAGAGAGACGAGCGGACAAGCAGAGGAGAUCCAGAGUGGUUCUUCCGCGUACGUCAGCCCAGUGUUCGUCGUUGCAGCUCAUCUCGGGGUCGCGUGUCGCGAACGAUCGUGGGAGCGAGUGCCAAAAGUGAGAGAACUGAAGACGAGAGGCCUAAGUGAUCGAGGAAGAGCAAAGCCGAGAAAAAGAGAGAUAGAGAAGGAAGAGCGAGACAGAGAGAGAGAGGCUAGUUUCUUUGGACACCGGCGAAAGGAGAGCCAGAGACGCGCGAGAUAAGCCAGGACCGAGCGCGAAAACAAACAACGAAAUAAUGCAUCGCCAGCAAAACUCUCAGUCGUCGGCGACCAACGAGUUCGCCAUGUACCCGUCGGCCGCGUAUCAUUCCUCGCAUUCGACGCUACCCUCGUUGACGUCGCUCUCGUCGCCGUCGUCGGCGACGUCGACCUCGUCAUCGUCGGCCCCGUCGUCGUCGAGAUCGCUCUCGGCGUCGUCCUCGCCGAUUCUGCUGUCUGUCCUCACGUGGUCGUUGACGUUCCUGCUAAUCUCGUCUUGCAUCAACCUGACGGACGCGCGCACCCUCAACGGCCAUCCCCUGAGCAAAAGGUCCUUCUUCGACAUCCAGUGCAAGGGCGUGUACGACAAGAGCAUCUUCGCCCGUCUCGACCGCAUCUGCGAAGACUGCUACAACCUCUUCCGGGAGCCGCAGUUGCACAUGCUUUGCAAGAAAAAUUGUUUCACGACGGACUACUUUAAAGGAUGCUUAGACGUGCUGCUGCUGUCGGACGAGGUCGAGAAAAUCCAAAUGUGGAUCAAACAACUCCACGGAGCUGAUCCUGGGGUUUAGGUAGCUUAUUUUUCUUUAGUUUAUGAUUUCUCCUCUUAUGCGCCCCCUUUUGUUUCUCCGCUUUUCGUACAUAUAUAUAACGUACUAACCGUGUCCGCUUACUCUCCAUUAUCCUUCCUCGUCUCUAAUGUCCUCGUCCCGAUAUGUUUGAAAAUACGUGAACGUUUGAAAAUUACGUAGACGUCCGCGAGAUAGUAUAUUCCACCGAGAAAAGUAAGUUUUGGGGGGAUUUAACAGAAUUUUAAUCAUACGAUAACGACACGUGUAUAAAGAUUAUAUGUGCGGCGGUGUUUAGAUCGAAAGCUCUGUGCAAAUGCUUCGGACAAGGUUGAUAAUAAGCGAUGAGAGACCGGUAAGAACGCGAAGAUCCGAGAAUAAUGUGUUACGAAGGAUACAAGAGAGAGACAAUUAAAUACCUCGCUUACCGAUUUGAAGUGUAAACGCAUCGAGUUGCCGCAGUAUCGCAUGCAUAAUCGAUAAUUCGCGAAUAAGAUCGAAUUUGUCCGUGAGAGAAAAACCGGCUAUCGUCGAGCUAUCGACGCGUAUUUCUUCCCGUACCUUAUUUUGAUUUCAUCAUCAUUUGAAAUUACAUUUACGUUGCAUUUGGAUGCCACUACUUGGACGAACAUAACCGCGUGUAAUAUAGAUCUCUUCGCAUCGACGUAAUGAGUACGAGAGAUUAGGCAAGACUGCUUCAGCACAGCAUAUUUCACGAGCUGCAUACAAGUGCUGCUGCUUGAGGACGAGAAGGACAGACUCCAGGAGA